GUUCCCUUCAGAGGUAAAUAAUAGCGCCAUGAGAUUUUUCGAGUUGGCAACUGUGGCACGGCGGGUGUGUCAGUAGUCUAUUGCCUACUCAUGUUGAGCAACGUAUAGAAAUUCUGUCUCUUGUGAUUCAAAACUGGUAACAUUCCAGAAUAUUACCCCAACGGACUGUGUACGAAUUUAUACAGCAAAUGGAGGGCCAAGACGUCAAUUCGAAGGAUGAGAUGUUACCUGUCGAUGGUCCAGGCUGGUCGUACGUAGACGGGGUCCUGCACUGCGACGGCAUGUCAUUGGAGGACUUGCGGAGGUCCCUGAAGAGGAAUUACGGCCAUCAGGGGUCCCCAGCCCACAUCUAUUCCCACUCAACUUUGGUUGCCAAUGUUAAGAAGUACACGAAUGCACUGUCUCCUCUUGGAGAACGUGGAGUAUUGUCGUAUUCCCUGAAGGCCAAUAACAACUUGCGGGUGUUGGAGGCGCUGAGGCAGGCGGGCGUUAACAUGGCAACCACGGUUAGCGGGAAUGAAAUCCUAAUGGCAAUGAAGGCGGGGUUUGCUGCAACAAAUAUAAUCUAUAACGGAACCGGUAAAAGAAGGUGGGAGGUGGAACUGGCGAUCAAGUAUGGAGUGCUGCUUAAUCUCGACUCUGAAUUCGAUGCCCGGUUGAUCGCGGACGUGGCCAGGGAGAUGGGCGUGAGGGCGAGGUGUCUCUUCCGCCUGAAUCCAGCCCUGAAUGCGAACACCCACCCGUAUCUGGCUACCGCCCUCGCCGAUUCCAAGUUCGGGGUAGAAUUUCACCAGCUGGAAAAGGUAUUGCAGGCCGUGCGCACAGGCGAGAGUGGAGGCGAGGAACACGUAACUGUCGAGGGAGUGCACAUUCAUGUCGGAUCUGCCGUCUCGCGCACGCAGGUAUACGCAGACAUUGCAAGAGCCGCCGCGCGCACGCUGCGUGAG
Penaeus monodon (black tiger shrimp) is the source of this 947-nucleotide messenger RNA. RefSeq names its product probable diaminopimelate decarboxylase, chloroplastic. The record is from RefSeq and is a predicted model, not a curated record. NCBI's taxonomy places the organism in Eukaryota, Metazoa, Arthropoda, Malacostraca, Decapoda, Penaeidae. Gene Ontology annotation, molecular function: diaminopimelate decarboxylase activity.